AAGUUCGCAGGAUUUUUGCGCUGGCAUUUGCGCGCCAAAAUUGGCCAGAACUUGUCGAAUGCGUGUCAAAGUAGAAUAGCGUAGCAGAUAGUGAAAAAACGAGCCAACGAAUGAGAUCGUUGGCGUUGAUGUCUUGUUGCAUUCUCAUACCACUGACCAUAGUGUUAUAUCAGUCUCGUUUAUAACUUUCGGAGACUCAAACUUGUCACCAUAAUUCUGCCGUACAGUCAUAAGGAUAAAAUAAGGACUAAGACUCCUUUAAAAGAGCUACAACAAAAAUGGAUAGAAGAAAGUUGAAAAAACUGCCAAGUUUACUUGGGCGAUCUAGUACCAGUUCCGAACAGUCAAUGAGUUCUGUUAGCAAGAACAUAACAACUCGAAAGCCAAAACGGUUGUCAUCUGCAUCCCCUGAAUCUGCUAGGGAGAAUUUGACUAGCUCCAGAGAGGGAUCUCCCUUAGUGUCUAGAUCGAGUUCUAAGAAAAGAAAAAUCUCGCCCAGUACUCAAUUAACACCAUCUAAUAUUACCAGUAAUGUAACAACCAGCAACAGAUUGUCAAGCAUUUUGCCGCAGCCACAAAUUCCUUCAGAUGACUCGGACGAAGAUGAAACGUUUAUCACAAAAUCCAAAGAAUUAAAAAAAAAGAAACAUGCUUGGUCCAAGACUGUGACCACUGAUUCUCCUAAGGUGAAAGAAGUAAGUAUUAGCAGAGAUGCUGUAGAGCCAGAAUCACAAAGAUCAACUACUCCGAAAUUACAAACCCAGGAAAAAAGACCUGCAAGCAUCAAAAAUACAACAAAAAUUAAGGAAACUUCUGCAAACCGGAAGAGUGCUGGCACAAAUUCUAGAAUUGAACUCUCACACCACAAUUCUGGAACAAGAUCAUUAGCUGCAGAAAUUUCUUCGCCGGAAGAACAGGUGAAUAAAAAACAAGCAACCAACACCAGGAAAAAAUCUCUGGAAAAGAGUAACAGGACUCCUAAAAAAAAGAGGCAAAGAGCUGAUAGUUUCAAUGACCAAGAGCUGGAAGGAGACAGUACCACCGACGAUGACAUGUUUGGGGAAAUUUCGCCAAAGAAAAAUACCGCAAAUAGAAAAAAACAAUCUCCAAAUAAAAUCCUCAUGAAAAGCCCCUCAAAACAGAAAAAAUCACCUGAGUUUUCUCGGAUAACACGCAGUCAAAGUUCUAAUAGGACACCUACAAAAAAAAACACUGUAUCAUAUUUUCCAACGUUUUUAAAACGAGCUGGUAUUAUUCUGAAAAGCGAUGGCCCAAAUUUGUUGUGUGAUAGCUGGCGCAAGAUUGCUGAAAAAUUGGAUGUGAUGAUAAACUCUAAAGAACAUGAUAAAGUGACGUUUUUAAAGGAGUGGGAUCAUUUCAUUGAUGAUAUUGAAAAUUUGGAAAGUAUGUUGAGCCCGACAAAACAAGAAACCGAACAGGAAGUCUUUACUGAUCAAAAAACCGAAUCUGUUGCACGAAUCCUAUUACACGUACCAUCUCUGCAGACCCAUGUUUCUACAUCACUGUUAGAUCGACUUGCAAUGGCUAUACUUGCUGAGGAUUCAGGAGAUGAUGUGCCAUGGUCUGGUGUUUUAUUGAAGCAGUUUAAAUUCUUGGAAAAAAUUGUUGCUCCGCAUAUUUUGAUUGAAAAGUUGGGGGAGCUGUUAGAAUCAGCGCACACGUAUUUCCAAGGUGAAAUAAUAUCGUGUUUACCUCAAAUUGUUAUUGAUUCCCAACAUCAUGCUGUUGCUGAUAUACUUAUCAAGUUGAUUGAGGAUAAGCCUGAAUUAACUGCAGUUAUAUUAGACUGCAUAUUAGAAUUGACUCUGAGCAAGGAUUAUUUGAAUAGGGUACAUGAAAAAGCCUUGGAUUUAUUGAAACAUAAUCCACAAUUAAGCGCUGUGCCCAAUAUAACGAGGUUUGUCUUGAGUGAGAGUUCGGCCCCUGAAUCUCGAAUAAAAGCAUUAGCUGCUCUCCGUUCUGUGGAUAUGCAACCCUUGGUUACUGAAAAUAUAGAGGAGUGCUUCUCUAAUCAAGUUUUAACUGUAAAUGCUUUGAAGAUGUCGUGUCAAGUUUUGAAACCGCUAGCUGAUUCAAUAAUCACAGUUAUCCAACGCAUCAAAAAAGAUCCUAAGCCGUUAGAUUUGGUCCUAUUAUUAUUGAUUUUCUCAACCAAUAGUUCUAAGAAGAAAAAUGUAGAGAUUUUACUCAAGUAUCGCGUGCGGACGGGAUUUUAUAGAACAAGUUUAUUAAACACAUUCUACUAUGACUAUAAAGAGGUGGCUCGCGACUUACAAUCAAUGGCCUUACCUUUGGCUUGUCAUCUCUUGAAAGCCGGUGAUCGUGUAUACGCUGACUUUGCAAUUGAAUGGUUUCGUUUGAUGUUGCUAAGUCAAGCAGAUGCAAUUCACAAACAGCAAGAAGUAUUAGCCAAGAUAAUUAAAAUGACUAGUGCUGGUACUGAUACAUCAAAAAAUGCCCUGAUGAUUCUCAGCAAAAUGGCAUGCAAAGAUGCCGAAAGAGAACAUUUACAGAAACAUUCUCAUCAUUUAAGGAUUCUGCUUGAAGAAGUGGAUAGUCUUGAUUUAGAAGAAGUCGCUACGUUGAGUGAUUUAUUGCAUGGACUGUGUAUUAGUUCCAAUUCGACUUCGGAUGCUCUGCAGGGAGAUUUGAAUAUCUUAUUGUCCAAGCAGCUUGCCAGUUCAAAACCAUUGACCAAGUGUAAGGGUGUAUUAGGGGCGGUUAUGGCCAUUAAGCACACAGCUUCAUAUGCAGGAACUAAAAAAUUGGCGCUCCAGUUAUUCAAGCAAGUAGUUGCAGCAGUUAAAAAUUGCUCCAGAUCCAGGUCUUUGUUUUACGACCAAAUGGCAGAAAUUAUUGCAAAUACACCAAAUUUGGAUGAAAGUUUUUUGACAGUCUUCACAGAUCACUUUACCGCAGAACUGUUUGAACUAUAUCUCGAAGACAUUAAAAUAUACAGGGGAAACUUCACGGCUCAUUUUAAUUUGAAUCCUGAAUCCGAAGAUCCUGAAGAUGCGGUAUAUGCUGUAAAAUUUGGGGAAGGAAUAAGUGGCUCAGGGGUCUCAGCUCUGUUCAAACUCAUCAAGGCUUGUCACAUGAGGAGCAAUAACGGUGAACUCGAAUCAAUCGAUAUUCUCUUAGGGUGUCCAGUUCUCAUGAUGAAAGACCUCCAUGACCCAGAUGCUGUGGUAUUGGACCAAAUGUUUAAUUGUAUCAAUUGGUUCAGAGAAAUAAUCAGUGGCUUUGUAACUCAAACCAGUAGUGACUUGCAAACGACUCUAUUGAAACGCUUAGAACACUUAAUGAAUCUUCAAGCUGAGCUCAGUAUGAAUUUGAUGAUGGCUGAACCCCAUUAUCAACCACCUAUAUGCUAUUUCCAUCAUUUUCCAUCACCGCCAUUCGUCAAGACCGAGAAGAAGACUGGUAAACGCGGCAAUAAAGUUGCUUUAGAUAAAUCGAGUAGUCUUUCGGAAUGGGCAUCCUGGGAAUCUGGCUCUGCUCUUGUCUCUAAGAAUACCGCUUAUUUUAGACGACUGGAUGCGAAGAUAGCUCAUCUUCUUGAUUAUUCAAUGGAAAUAAGAUUGACACAGAGUAAAACCAAUAUUAUUACAAUCGCACAAGUAUGUUUCAUCAUUAAAGAGCUGUUGGCUAUGCUAGAAAACGAGGCAUCUCAAAUAUUCAUGAAAGAUUUAGUAAGCUUACUACCAAAAGUGUGUUCUAAGUUGGAACAGGUUACAAUUGAAUUACGAGAAAAAGAUGAUAGCCAGAACAGAGAAUGCUUCAGAUUACUACUAUGUCUCUUGGCAGCAAUCUUUAAUUGGAAAGGAUUUCAUAAUUCCAUUAAUAACGCAAUGCUUCGAGACGCAUUAAGGACAGUUGCUAGUCAAACUAACGAAUCAAACACACUGUUGCGAUCUUGUAAAGAGUUGGUGACCCAGUCGUGUUUGUACGUUGAAUUACUGGUCGAUAUCGCAACGCGUCUCCCAGUUGCCAUUGCACUUGUUGGCUUGUUCCAAGCUCUGGUGCAGCACUCUGAAAGCCAUUCCGUACAACAUAAAGAGAACUUAGCAAAAAUGGCAUACGGAUUUUUAUGCCUUGAUUGGCCUGAAGAUAAAAGUAAUGCUUCAUCGUAUAAGCUAGGCAUCGAUACCCUCUUGAAGAGCUGGCUCACCAAUGAACCUAAUCCAUUAGGCACUAUGGUUACAUUGCUAGAGUGGUUACCUGAAGAAGUUGAAAAAUUAGAAAUGCCAAAAGAUUAUUUAGCCAGACUUUCAUCGAUUACCAAAAAUGUCUUCACGUUAUUAUUCAAACGUAUUUUUUGUGGAGUAAUCGAAGGUGUCAAGAUAUCACUAGCCUCAGCUAUCAAUGAUAGCGAAAGAAUACAAAUUUGGGUUUCUGUCACAACUUGUGUACACAGUAUCGUCCAGAUAUGUAAAAAAAUGGAGUACAAACCACAUUGGUCGCUAUUUCUGCGAUAUAUUCCUACCGUAGUGAAGUUCUUUCUCUCUACUGGGAUGCCUAUUCUUGAGCAUAACUUGAAACAUCACGUGGAAGAAAUAACGGGAAUUGUAAAACAAUUGCAAGAAGGAAUGAGGUACCUCCAUGUUCUGUGUUGCCACACUACAGUGACGGCGGAUACGACUUUAGCGAAAUACGUACCCGUCGCAAAAUCUACGCAUGAACGUUUCAUUUUUAGUGUGAAAGGUAUGAUGGUACUUAAUAAUAGUUCAGAUGCGUUUUGGAUGGGCAAUCUAAUCAAUAAGGACAUCAAAGGACAAGCAAUUGAACAUAAGCAUAAUUGUGAAGAGUCAUCUACAACAACAGCAAACUCUAUUCAAACGGAUGUUUCGGAAGCAUUGCUCACUGAUUCAUCGGAGGAGGAGAUGGAUCUUGAAGAUGAAAUGGAAUAAUGAACUGAUUCGUGUCGAAUAGGUAAUUCCUCCCUACAUUCAAUGUUAACGAAAGUUUUUCAGAUUACUGACAUAAAUAUUUCUAUUCGCUUAUCUAACGCGCGAAGAUAUCUCGGAAAAUGAACAUGAUAUGGCUAAAGAGUCUCAACAAAAAAUAUUUUUUAUACUUUGGUAAAAUCUUCACUCAAGGUGUAAGUCACACAGGUAUAUGUAAAUGUAUAUAUAGAAUAGUUCUAAUUAUUAAGUUUACCAUAUAUAUCUAUGGUUUUCCGUAUUACUACCCUAACAGAUGAUUUUUAUCUCAAUGUUACUAUUUUUAUUAAAAGCUUAAUACUUUGCAA
Molecule: messenger RNA, 5272 nt
Organism: Athalia rosae (coleseed sawfly)
Lineage: Eukaryota; Metazoa; Arthropoda; Insecta; Hymenoptera; Athaliidae
Gene: Fancd2
Product: Fanconi anemia group D2 protein
Exons: 16
Coding region: 279-4931 (1550 amino acids)
Biological process (GO): interstrand cross-link repair; mitotic intra-S DNA damage checkpoint signaling; double-strand break repair involved in meiotic recombination
Cellular component (GO): nucleus; condensed chromosome
Molecular function (GO): DNA polymerase binding
Source: RefSeq, a predicted model, not a curated record